This is a messenger RNA of Glycine soja, 2236 nucleotides long. RefSeq names its product phosphoinositide phospholipase C 6-like. NCBI's taxonomy places the organism in Eukaryota, Viridiplantae, Streptophyta, Magnoliopsida, Fabales, Fabaceae. Gene Ontology annotation, biological process: phosphatidylinositol-mediated signaling; lipid metabolic process. The record is from RefSeq and is a predicted model, not a curated record. The transcript is spliced from 9 exons. Gene Ontology annotation, molecular function: phosphatidylinositol-4,5-bisphosphate phospholipase C activity. Bases 170 to 1960 code for a protein of 596 amino acids.
UAAACGACAAUGGGUUCCGCUUAACUCGCAUUCCAUUUAUGUUUACGGUGUUUCUCUCUGUCUCCCAAACUCCAAAUUCAAAAGGUUUUCAUUCACCAUUUAUUUCAUACCCAUCGCUUUCUCCUUCUUCUUCUUCUUCUUCUUCUUCUUCUUUUCUCCGUGUCCAACAAUGGGCACCGUCACCUACAGCUACAAAAUGUUCAAGUACUUCAAUAGAAAAUUCGCCGUCUCCGAGCAGGCCCCUCCGCCGGACGUCAAGGAGGCCUUCUCCGCCUUCUCCGACGCCGCUGCCGCAUCCAUGUCCGCCGACCAGCUCCUCCGCUUCCUGCACGAUCACCAGCGCGAAACGGACUGCUCCGCUGAGGAUUCCAACCGCAUCCUCGACAGCAUCAUUCAAUCGCGCAAACAAAACGACACCAAUGCCGAAUGCGACCACCACACCGACAACAACAACAAUGGUCUCAGCCUCGACGAGUUCUUCCGUUUCUUGUUCCUCGUCGAUUUCAACGAUCCCCUCAAAUCCCAGGUACAUCAUGAUAUGAAUGCUCCGUUGUCACAUUAUUUCAUAUAUACAGGGCACAAUUCCUACCUGACUGGGAAUCAGCUGAGCAGCGAUUGCAGUGAUGUGCCAAUCAUAAAGGCUUUGCAACGAGGUGUGCGAGUAAUUGAACUAGAUUUAUGGCCAAAUUCAACUAAAGAUGAUAUCGACGUAGUUCAUGGAAGGACACUUACUGCUCCUGUCUCACUUAUCCAAUGUUUAAAGUCCAUAAAAGAGUAUGCUUUUGUUAAAUCUGACUACCCAGUCAUCAUAACUUUAGAGGACCACCUUACACCAUUCCUUCAAGCUAAAGUUGCAGAGAUGAUAGCUCAAGUAUUUGGAGACAUGCUCUAUUUUCCUCAGGCAGAUUCUCUGACAGAAUUCCCCACACCAGAAUCGUUGAAAGGUCGAAUUCUUAUAUCAACCAAACCACCAAAAGAAUAUCUUGAAUCCAAGCAAUUCAAGGAUAGUGACAGUGAGAGGGAAUCAACUGAAGAAGGAUCAUUAUCCCCAUGUGUUAUCCCUGAAUUGGAGGCUGUUGAUGAGAAGUUAAAUGGAAGUGAUCUUGAUGAGGAAGGCUUGAAUGCUCGUGAUAAAAAAUCAGACCAACAGAGUGCACCUGAGUACAAACGUUUGAUUACAAUCCAUGCUGGGAAGCCAAAGGGUCAUGUAAAGCACCACUUGAACAAUGUUGGGGGCGUGAAGCGCUUGAGCUUGAGCGAACAGGAACUUGAAAAGGCUUCUGCUACUUAUGGAUCAGAUAUUGUUAGAUUUACACAGAAGAAUAUUAUCAGGGUGUAUCCAAAGGGAACACGUGUUACCUCCUCGAAUUACAGGCCACAUAUAGGAUGGAUGUAUGGAGCUCAGAUGGUGGCAUUUAACAUGCAGGGGCAUGGAAAAUCACUCUGGUACAUGCAAGGCAUGUUUAGAGCAAAUGGCGGGUGUGGUUAUGUGAAAAAGCCUGCAUUUCUAAUAGAAAAAGGUCCACAUAAUGAGGUUUUUGAUCCUAAAAGAGCAUUGCCAGUGAAGAAAACAUUGAAGGUGAAAGUAUAUAUGGGAAAUGGGUGGAGCUCAGAUUUCAGCAAAACGCACUUUGAUUCCUUCUCUCCACCGGACUUUUACACAAAGGUUUGCAUUGUUGGAGUACCAGCUGAUAAAGCCAAUAAGAAGACCAAGGUAAUUCAAGACAACUGGUUUCCCGUCUGGGACGAAGAGUUUGAAUUUCCCUUGACUGUUCCAGAACUAGCUUUGCUCCGAAUAGAAGUUCGAGAAUAUGAUAAGCAUGAAAAGGAUGACUUUGGUGGGCAAACAUGUUUGCCAAUCUCUGAGUUAAGAUCUGGUUUCCGUGCAGUCCCUCUAUUUGAUCAGAAGGGCGAGCAAUUAAAAUCUGUAAAGCUUUUAAUGCGGUUUCAGUUCAAAUGAACUACAAAGAUUAGCCAUUAUUUAGGCAUGUAACAUGAUAUAAUAUUCCUAGGUGGUUUUCCUUUUGACUAGUGUGACUAGGGGCAUCAAGAAGAUUGUUUUAACUAUAUUAUGGGCUUAAGAGGUUUAUUUAUCUAACUUAUCUUCACCUUCAACACAACACAAACAUAUUAGCAACAUCAAUUUUUAUUCCUGAGUGCUGUUAAUUUUAAGGUGUAUACUGAUGCGAGACCUGAGACCAGAAAGGCAUAAUGUAGAUGGGAGUUUGAUGUCAUA